CAAGCUCAUAACAAGAGCUAUAUUUUUGCUGUAAGUUGUAAGUAACACACAAUUGUAUUAUAUCAUGGAAUAUUCAUCCUCAUCAUCACAAGCUUCAAAACUCCAAAUGUUUUUCUUCCCAUACAUAUUGGGAGGCCAUUUGCUACCCAUGAUAGACCUAGCCAGAGUCUUCGCAUCCCAUGGCGCCAAAGUCACCAUCGUCACCACCCCUCACAACGCCCUUCUCUUCCAAAAACCAGUCGACCGCGACCGAAACCUCGGCCUGGAUAUCCUCUUCCACACUCUCGAUUUCCCCGCCGAGGAGUUUGGCUUACCGGACGGCUGCGAAAACGAGCUCAACACCACCUCCGGAGGAAUGUUCGCCAAGCUUUUUAAGGCCACCAUGAACCUCCAAAGCCCUCUCGAGAAGCUCCUCCGUGAGACAAGGCCCGACUGCCUCGUCUCCGACAGGCUCUAUCCUUGGACCGCCGAGCUGUCCAACAACCUCGGAAUACCGAGAAUUGUGUUCGACGGUACGGGUUGUUUCUCCCAUUGCGUGGAGGAGAGUAUCAGGCGCUACGCACCCCACGAGAAUCCGCUACUCCCCGACACCGAGCCCUUCGUCUUGCCCGGCCUGCCGGACGUUAUCGAGCUCAAGAGAUCGAUGUUGCCGGACUACGUCAAGACCGAAAACUUGUUCACGUCGUUUCUCAAUGACGCCUUGGAGGGUGAGAUAAAUAGUUAUGGAGUGGUGGUGAACAGUUUCUACGAGCUUGAACGAAACUACGCAGAUUUCUUCAGGAACGAAAUGAAAAGAAAAACAUGGCAUAUUGGACCUGUUUCGCUUUGCAACAGGGACAAUGUUGACAAGCUUGAAAGAGGAAUCAAAACCUCGAUUGACGAGAAUUCUGUCUUGAGUUGGCUUGAUGAGAAAAAACCUAGUUCGGUUCUUUACAUAAGCUUUGGAAGUAUGCCGAGAAUCACCCCACUUCAGCUUCUAGAAAUCGCACAUGGUCUAGAAGCUUCUGACCAUCCUUUCAUCUGGGUCAUUGGAAGAAUACUGAAAUAUUCCAAUUCUGAACAAGAUGGUGAUAACGAUGAUGAUUUACUCCCACCAGGGUUUGAAGAGAGGCUAAGGGAAUCUAAAACAGGGCUUCUGAUUCAUGGAUGGGCCCCACAGCUUCUGAUAUUGGAACACAAGGCCGUGGGGGGUUAUAUGAACCAUUGUGGCUGGAACUCCAUAAUAGAAGGCGUCACGGCCGGUGUGCCAAUGAUAACAUGGCCAUUUGCGUCGGAGCAGUUUUACAACGAGAGGUUUGUGAAUGAUGUGAUAAAGGUCGGGAUUUCGGUCGGCAAUGAGGAGUACUGGGAGCCAUGGAAGGCGCUCCCGAGAGUGACGGUGAAGAGAGAGAGAGUGACGAGUGUGGUCAACCAGUUGAUGGCCGGCGGUGAAUAUUGUAAUGAACAACUUGUAGAGAUGAGAAAACGAGCAAGGGAGUUUGCCGAGAAAGCUAAGAGAGCCGUCGAAGUCGGUGGUUCUUCUUAUUCUAACGUUGAUUCUUUCAUGAAAGAGCUCGAAUCUCGAUGUACUCGUCACGGCGGCGGUCGGGAUACGGCUAAACGUGAUUAGGGGCCUGAGGUAAUAUGAAAGUAUCUUUGUCCGAGUGGAGAAAAUGGAUUUUUUAGCUUAGUUCCGCUUUAGUAGUUUUGUUCAUUGUUUUUAGUUUGAAAAAUUCUAAGAAUUCUAAGGGAAGAGGUCGGUGGCCUUGCCUAUUAAUAACUCCUGAGUAGAUCAACACACUAGUUCAACAUACAAAUGGUUGGCAAGACAUCUCGAACAUUACUCUGUCUAAGUGAUUUUGGUGGUGUUUCGUUUUGCUCUGUACUUGUGACAAUUCUGUCCGUGUGUGUGUGUGAUUAGUUAUAAUCUGGGUAAUUUGCUUGAGCUGAAAUCGUCAACACCCCACAAAUGUGGAUAUUGAAUUUUCUCUGUCAAACACUGGGAGAUGGUCCCAUAUCCAA
Messenger RNA from Morus notabilis, 2001 nucleotides. RefSeq names its product abscisate beta-glucosyltransferase. The record is from RefSeq and is a predicted model, not a curated record. Lineage: Eukaryota; Viridiplantae; Streptophyta; Magnoliopsida; Rosales; Moraceae. The transcript has a single exon. Gene Ontology annotation, molecular function: UDP-glycosyltransferase activity. The coding region runs from base 65 to 1609 and encodes 514 amino acids.